GGGCAGUGACUGCUGGAGUCCCAGCCUCACCUUCUGUGCAUAAAUUCCUCAUAUAAGGUGAUUAAAAAUCAGCUAUAGCAGGAGAGCUCUGGGCUCGGGGAAAUCCUCCUCAGACCUGACUGGGCUUGCUUAAAAAGUGCGAUCUGUCUCAAGUAGCCACGAUGAAGAAGAGACCUGGGAGCAGAAUUGAUGUUACGGAUGAAGCAGCUGAUUAAAGCCUCCCCUGUAUCUUCAGAAUGAUUUUUGAGGACAUGGUAAAGAGGAACAGCAUGCAGUUUGAUGUUUGCUAAAAAUAAAUGCUUGAGAGAGAAAGAAAAGUCACUGUCUUUGUGAGAGGGCUUCAUGGAACUCUGGUGAUCCCUGUUGCUCACACUUGUCACCAUGCUGGCAGAAGGCAUCCUAACGAGGAUCAUCUAUAGAGAAAUCUGUCAUCAAGAUAAGCCUUGCAAAUCUCCUGCUUCCCGAAAGGCUAAAGAGGGAAUCUGGAGACAGAAACUUGCAGACAUCCCAAAAAUUAAAGGCUUUGAUGAUGGAUGUGAGAAGCGGGAGGAGCUCUCUGCCAGAAGCAGCAAAGUGGAAGCCAGGGACAGUCCCCGAUGGGGAUUCACAGAAAAGGAGCCUGCAAAAGAUCAGGAAAUGGUGGUUAAAGGAAAUGCCUCCCCAGCUUUACAUAUCCCCAAGAGAGGAGGAAGCCUAGACCAGGUGGAUUUGUACAGAUCCUGGCCAUGCAACAGCAUUUACCAGAACUACCCUGACCUGCAGAUCGGGGGGGACCAUGUGGGGGGCCACACGUGUGACUCGGGCUGCGUCCUGGACCAUGUGUGGGAUGAACUUCCUGAUGGACCCGUCCUGCUCUCUGCAGAUAUCCCCCUGGGUCAGUCCCCUCUGUGUGAGCAUCCCAAAAAACCCAGCGGGAUGUCCCUGCCUGGAGAUGAAGCUGGAGAAAGGAGCCUCGUGCUCAGUGAGGAGCCCCUUUCCAACUCCACGCUCAACAAGUACAUGGAAGCCAAAGUGGCAGAGCUCUACAAACAGUUUUUUGAAGAAAGCCUGGCCAGGUGUGGUUCCAUAACAAACCUCCUCACCUGCAGCUGGAUAAGGAACAGCCUGGACCAGAUAAGUGUUCAGAUCUCCCAGGAGCAGAACAUAGAAACCUCCAAAGCCAGAGGAGCCCUCUUGCACUCGUUGGCUUUGUUCAGUUCCCGCAAUGCUCCCAACAGGAACAGCUCCGAGUUCAGCACCCCAAACCUCCAAGUCUCCAACGCAGUGGAUGCAAAAUGGAGCUGCAGGAUGGAAUUCACAUCCUGAAGGAGCUGCUCAGCUCAGGAGAGGGGUGGGAAUCAGCUAUGAAUGUUUCACUCUAAAGAUUAGGUCGGGGAAAUGGAAACAUUUGCACACUACACUUGCUCUAGUGAAUAUUUUAAGUCUUAAACCCCUUUGGUAGCAGGGGAAGUAAAAGUCACUGUUGUCUGUUUUCUAAUGGAGAAUUUGAAAUCAAUUUCUCUCCAAAAUACUGGUUAAUCACGUUUUUAUGAUAUAUAUAGAAUCGUAGAACUGGUAAAGUUGGAAAUGACCACUAAGAUCAUCAAGUCCGACCAUCAACCCAGCACCACUAAAUCCCAUCCUCAGGUGCCACAUCCACACAUAAAAGCAUUAAUUUUCUGCAAAAUCAG
Hirundo rustica (Barn swallow) is the source of this 1670-nucleotide messenger RNA. Its product is annotated as TLR adapter interacting with SLC15A4 on the lysosome-like. Bases 382 to 1305 code for a protein of 307 amino acids. The transcript has 4 exons. Gene Ontology annotation, biological process: regulation of toll-like receptor signaling pathway. The record is from RefSeq and is a predicted model, not a curated record. Lineage: Eukaryota; Metazoa; Chordata; Aves; Passeriformes; Hirundinidae.